This is a messenger RNA of Entamoeba dispar SAW760, 628 nucleotides long. RefSeq lists its product as uncharacterized. Gene Ontology annotation, molecular function: protein serine/threonine kinase activity. Gene Ontology annotation, cellular component: cytoplasm. NCBI's taxonomy places the organism in Eukaryota, Evosea, Mastigamoebida, Endamoebidae. The annotation marks the transcript as partial. Gene Ontology annotation, biological process: peptidyl-threonine phosphorylation. The transcript has a single exon. The record is from RefSeq and is a predicted model, not a curated record.
AUGAGUGAACUUGAUUUAGUGUUUUUAUGUGAUACUACAGGGUCUAUGGGUUCAUAUCUUCGUGCUGCACAAGAAAGUAUUGAGAAGAUAAUUAGUACAAUUAUACAAUCAGAGAAAUGUGAUGUUAGAUUUGCACUUGUUGAAUAUAGAGACCAUCCACCACAAGACAAUUCAUUUGCGUUUAGACUCACUGACUUUACUGAUUCUAUGAAAGCUAUCAAAGAAGCAGUUAAUAGGAUGAAUGCAAAAGGAGGAGGAGAUGAACCAGAGUCUGUUUGUUGUGGAAUGCACUGUGCAAGUAAUUUAAAGUAUCGAGAAAGUGCAGCAAAGGUGAUAGUUUGGAUUGGUGAUGCACCACCUCAUGGGUUUAUUAGGGAAGGAGAUGGGUUCCCUAAAGGAUGUCCAUGUGGAUAUGAUUUACUUAAAGAAGUAAGAGAAUGUAUGAAAAAAGAUAUUGUCAUAUAUUGUGUAGGUGCAGAACCAUUAGGAAGUAGAUAUUUAAGAACAUUAAUGCGAGCAGUAGCACAAUUAACAGGAGGACAAUAUGCAGCACUAGCAUCAGCUAAUGUUCUUGGAGAAUUAAUCACUAAUGGAGCUAUUGAAGAGGUUCAAAUGAAAGGAGUUAUUA